Molecule: messenger RNA, 3242 nt
Organism: Jaculus jaculus (lesser Egyptian jerboa)
Lineage: Eukaryota; Metazoa; Chordata; Mammalia; Rodentia; Dipodidae
Product: zinc finger protein 260-like
Exons: 7
Coding region: 212-2239 (675 amino acids)
Biological process (GO): negative regulation of transcription by RNA polymerase II
Cellular component (GO): nucleus
Molecular function (GO): RNA polymerase II cis-regulatory region sequence-specific DNA binding; DNA-binding transcription repressor activity, RNA polymerase II-specific; DNA-binding transcription activator activity, RNA polymerase II-specific
Source: RefSeq, a predicted model, not a curated record
CCCCGACUGAGCCCGCCAUCUUGCGCCGUGUCCCCCGCUCUGUGGGUCCCGGGUCCCGGGGGCGGAGCGACAGUGUCCUGGCGUCUGUGCCCGGUGGUGCGGGAGACGCGGCCGGCCCGGGGCCUGAGCUGGAGGCCCAGGAGAUCACCCAGUGACACCUUGCUGCUGAGAGAACCACAGGGAGGACAGUGGAUGUCCCGGAAGCUUUGAAAUGGAGUUGAUAUCCUUUGAGGACAUAGCUGUGGACUUCACGUGGCAGGAGUGGCAGGAGCUGGAUGCUGCUCAGAGGGCUCUCUACAGGGACGUGAUGCUGGAGAACUACAGCAACCUGGCAUUCGUGGGGCUCUUCAUGACUAAAGCAGAGUUGAACUUUAAGUCGAGGCAUGGAUUUGGACCACGGAGUAUAGAAGAAGCCUCAGAUCAGAGUCUUUCAGUCAGUACCGCAAUUGAGCCCAGCGAGGAAAAUCGAGAGAAAGAUUUGCAGCAAAUGGGAAUCAUCAUCAGGACUAUAUCAAAUGAAGAUAUGAUUAAAGCAGAAGUAAAGUCUCAACAGAAAUUCCACCAAUGGACAAAUGCCUUUGAAUGUCAAGCAUGUUUAAAAACAUACUACAAUACAUCAUAUGCCAGCAUGAGUCAUAGACUUGACUCCUGUGUGAAGGCCUAUGGAUGUGAGGAGUGUAGGAUAUAUUAUGAGUCAACCCUUACUCAAAAUCAGAGAACUCUUAUAAGAGAGAAGACAUUUGAAUGUGAAGAAUGCAGGAAAUCUUUCUAUCGAAAGUCGGACCUCACUAACCAUCAGAAAACUCAUGCAGGCGAGAAGGUGCAUGAGUGUAAAGAGUGCACAAAAGCUUUCUACAGCAAGUCAAAUCUCAUGAAACAUCUGAAGACUCAUGCUGUUGAAAAAUAUCAUGUAUGUAAUGAGUGCAGCAAAGGUUUCCCUAGAAAGUCACAACUCAUUCUACACCAGAGAAUUCAUACAGGUGAUAAGCCUUAUGAAUGUGAAGAGUGCACAAAAGCCUUUUACUGUAAGUCAAAACUCACUCUACAUAAGCGAACUCAUACAGGUGAAAAGCCCUUUGAAUGUAAUGAAUGUAUGAAAGCCUUUAUCUGCAAGUCAUAUCUCACUAAACAUCUGAAAAUUCAUAAAGGUGAGAAGCCUUAUGAAUGUAAUGAAUGCCAGAAAGCUUUCUAUGACAAGUCAUACUUAACUGUACAUCAGAAAACUCACAAAGGUGAAAAACCCUUUGAAUGUAAUGACUGCAUGAAAACAUUCUACUUUAAGUCAAAUCUCACUAAACAUCUGAAAACUCAUACAGGUGAAAAACCUUACGAAUGUAAAGAAUGUGGGAAAGCUUUCUACUGCAAAUCAAACCUCACUGUACAUCAGAGAAGCCAUACAGGUGAGAAACCUUAUGAAUGUAAUGAAUGCAAGAAAGCUUUUCCAACCAAGUCUCAACUCACACAGCAUCAGAGAACUCACACAGGCGAGAAACCUUUUGAAUGUAGUGAAUGCAGGAAAAAUUUUCCCAGCAGGUCACAUCUCAUUGUGCAUCAGAGAACUCAUACAGGUGAGAAGCCUUAUGAAUGCAGUGAAUGCAGGAAGACUUUCUGCCACAAGUCAGACCUCACUAAGCAUCGGAGAACUCAUACACGUGAGAAGCCUUAUGAAUGUAAAGAAUGCAUGAAAGCCUUCCAUUGCAACUCAAAUCUCACUAAACACCUGAGAACUCAUACAGGUGAGAAGCCUUAUGAAUGUAAAGAAUGUAGCAAAGCUUUCUACUACAAGUCAGACCUCACUGUGCAUCACAGAACUCAUACAGGCGAGAAGCCGUAUGAAUGUAAAGAAUGCAAGAAAGCAUUCUAUUGCAAGUCAAAACUCAGUCUACACCUGAAAACUCAUACAGGUGAGAAACCCUAUGAAUGUAAAGAAUGUAGGAAAGCAUUCUAUUGGAAGUCCCAACUAACUCUGCACCAGAGAAAUCACACAGCUUCAUGUUGUUGGCAGAAAGCACCUGACCAAAAGCAGCUGUGGAAGGAAAGUGUUUAUCUUGGGCUUACAGACUUAAGGAGCAGCUCCAUUGUGGCAGGGGAAACUGACAUGGGUAGAGUCUGGACAUCACCACCUGUCAGACAUCAGAUGGACAAUAGCAGUAGAAGAGUGUGCCCAGAAAAUAUCUUUCCUACAACUCACAAAUCAUUUGACACCCUAGGCAAUGGAAGUGUAAAAUACUGUGACUAGAAAAUAGUAACACAAUCUCCAUAUGAUUUUUAAGGACCAUGUGCCUCUGGGAGACUUAUGAAACCCAUGAUGGAAUGAACCUGGAACUUUAUUACCAAUAGAGCAGUGUUCUUUCCCUGCCCUGCUUUCUCUUCUCCCCUGUCACACUAGUAUGGAUGCUUGUUUUUAACACUUCAUAUGAAUAAAAACUUAGAUGUGAAAAAAAUUGUAAAAUUUUGAAAAGAGUUUUCUACUCUUAUCAGAAAAUUCAUGUAGGAGAGACUGGAUACAGUAUGUAAUCUAGCUAGGUACAGUGGUACAUGCUUUUCAUCACAGUCCAUUUUGGUGUUGCUGCUAGAGAUUUCCUAGGAGCUCAUGUUUGAAGCCUAGCUUGACCAAAAUAGUUAAACACCAUAUCAAAAAUACAGGAAGCCUGGUCACUGAGCCUUCAUGUCCAGAGGUUAGUCCUGUCUGGGCUUCUGACUUCUGCGCAAGUGGGUUUUGACUCUUCAACCACAAAGAUUACGACUUUCAACAUUGAAACCAGAAUAGAGGCAAAAUUCUUUGUAAUAUGCUUUGCUUCUUCAAGAGGCAAAAUCUUUAGCCAAACAUUUUUACAUGUAAUAUCUCUUAGGACUAGGAGAGAACUGCUAAUCCUUGUCAGAUUAGUUAGCCCACAACACCAGGAUGCAUUUCUCCUUGUACACAGCCAUGCUGUUAAGAGCAGUAGAAAUUAUCAGAAAGUGACUCUACCCAUACACACCAGCAUCACACAACAGGAAGUCCAGCCCAACAAAGCUAAGCUGAGAAGUGUUCUUACAAUUCAAUUCAGAAUAGGUGAAGUAGAAACCAACUCACAAAAGGUAAAUGGUCUGAUGUCCACUGGGGCAUAUAAAUGCUAAAAUAUGUUUCAUAGGAUUGAACUGGAAGUGCAGAUCACAACUCCCACACGGGGUGGGCUUCUAAAGCAAAAUUCCACAGGGAGAGAAAUAAUUCAAAAUCCAUAUUACCUUGGCCGAAGUGC